Messenger RNA from Saccharomyces cerevisiae S288C, 1347 nucleotides. RefSeq names its product phosphatidylinositol-3,5-bisphosphate binding protein HSV2 (gene HSV2). NCBI's taxonomy places the organism in Eukaryota, Fungi, Ascomycota, Saccharomycetes, Saccharomycetales, Saccharomycetaceae. The coding region runs from base 1 to 1347 and encodes 448 amino acids. The record is from RefSeq and is marked reviewed. The transcript has a single exon. Gene Ontology annotation, cellular component: cytoplasm; endosome membrane.
AUGGAUGUUCGUCGACCUAUAAGGGAGGCAGUCAACAACAGGAGGAAACCAAAAUUUUUGAGCGUUUCGUUUAACCAAGAUGAUUCGUGUUUCAGCGUGGCGUUAGAGAAUGGAUUUCGUAUUUUCAAUACAGAUCCAUUGACUAGUAAGCUAUCGAAAACAUUUAAAGAGUCUGCGACCAACCAAUCCAGGGGCACUGGGAUUGGCUAUACCAGGAUGCUUUAUCGUACGAAUUACAUCGCACUAGUCGGAGGUGGUAAACGACCAAGGCAUGCUCUAAAUAAACUGAUCAUCUGGGAUGAUCUUUUGCAAAAGGAAACGAUUACUUUGAAGUUUAUGUCUUCCAUUAAAGACGUGUUUUUAUCUAGGAUUCAUAUUGUGGUAGUCCUGGAGAACACAAUAGAGAUCUUCCAAUUUCAAACCAAUCCUCAAAGAAUUUGUCCUAUUUUGGAUAUCCCUCCCAAUGGAUCAGUGGACUAUGUCGUUUGUAGCAGCAAACAUCUCCAGUCGCAAGCAUCGCAGUCACAGUCUAAAAUCUUAGAAAUCAUUGCAUUCCCAUCGAAUAAAUGCGUAGGCCAAAUUCAAGUAGCCGACCUAUCACAAAUAAAAUAUAAUUCACAAAACCCGAAGGAAUCAGCGCUUUUGCCCACUUCCAUCAUUAAAGCACAUAAAAAUCCCAUCAAACUGGUUAGACUGAACCGUCAAGGCACCAUGGUAGCAACAUGUUCCGUCCAGGGUACACUUAUAAGAAUCUUCAGUACGCAUAACGGUACUUUAAUCAAAGAAUUUAGAAGAGGGGUGGACAAGGCGGAUAUUUACGAGAUGAGUUUCAGCCCCAAUGGUAGUAAGUUGGCCGUAUUGUCAAAUAAGCAAACAUUGCAUAUUUUCCAAAUUUUUGAAACAACCAAUACAGAAACGAAUACACCAGACCACUCUCGUGCCAAUGGUUCGAGCCAUCCCUUGAAAAAUUAUAUACCGAAGGGCCUAUGGAGGCCCAAGUAUUUGGACUCUGUGUGGUCGAUAUGCAAUGCUCACUUAAAGAACCCAAUCUUUGACGCUCACAGAAAUGACAACAGUGGUGAUGUAACUCACGAUAACGAGUUCUAUAAAGACAGAUGUAGAAUUGGCUGGUGUCAAGACUCUAAUAAUAGAGAACAAGACGAUUCGUUGGUUCUGGUGUGGCAAAAUUCUGGGAUAUGGGAGAAAUUUGUUAUUUUGGAGAAGGAACAACAAGAUUCAUCGAAAACGCAUUAUUCAUUGAAUGAAAGCUUGAGGAACGAAGAUACGAAAUCAGCGGGUGAGCCCACCAGAUGGGAGUUGGUGAGAGAAUCAUGGAGAGAGCUUUAA